CAAAAGGAGUUGGAAAGACAAAAAGAGAAAGAGAGAGGAGCGAAAGAGAGAGGAAGAUCCGACCGCAUCGACGUAUAAAUGCUUUGUCGCUCGGUUCCGUGAGUGCAUUCGCUCCGCGCGAUUCCUCCCGUAAACAUCAAAAGAGAGCUUUCACAUCUUCAUUGUGUAUUAUUUUUCUUUUAUUUCCUAAAUUUUUUACAAGAUAAACCGAUCGAUAAAUUUUUAUUGAAACAAAGAAGAAGAGGAAAAAGAAGGAGAUAAAAAAAAAGAAGAUAUAGCUAAUCGAACGCAAAUGAAUAGCUCAUGGCGAAGAACUCUCGAAGGUUUUUACCAUAUCGGUCGUACGAUCGGUUUAAAAGAGGCAUUUUAAAAGAAAAAAAAUACGCAAGUACGUAAAUACGUUUUGAAGAAUAACAAGAUAGAAAUUGCAUAAAUUUAUUUAUUUUUUUCUUUUUUUUUUUUUCAUCAAAAAAAAACUAAAGAAGAGAGGCAAGAAACGCAGAGUCUCCUCGAAGUGUGAUACAUAUACGUAUAUAUAUAUACAUAUAUAAGAUGUUCUUUUAAUAUUGUGAUCAUCGAACUGUGAUAUAUUCGCGACUACAUUUGUAUUCUAUAUAUAUAUAUAUAUAUCCGGUGAUAAUUUGUACAUAUAUAAAUAUACAUAUAUUCGUUCGACUCUUUGUCUUUUCAACGAAGAAAAUACGUGACAAGUGAUCAUCAACGAAGAGGAAAAGUAAAAGAUAAAAGAAGAAGCAGAAGAAAUAUCGACGUCAUGGCUGAAAAAACAUCAGAUUUAAACGAUGUAGAGAAGACAUCGUUGGUAGAUUCAGCAUUACUACCAAAAAUACAAACACCCACAUUGGAUGAUGGGAAGAUUAAUUUAACAGAAAAUGAUACGCAGAAGGACCCAGAAAGUGCAAGACCUAUCAACAAAGGUAGUGCUGUAAAACAAGUUUUAGCGGCAUUGGUAGCUCAACUAGGAACCAUCAACACUGGAAUGACCUUUGGCUUCUCAGCUAUAGCACUUCCUCAACUUCAAGAACCUAAUAGUACGAUUCCAAUCAUUCAGGGAUCGGCAGAAGAAUCUUGGAUAGCUAGCAUGUCAUCCAUCGGUACUCCAAUUGGUUGCUUAGUAUCAGGAUACAUGAUGGAUAUGUUUGGAAGAAAACGAUCCUUAAUUAUCACCGAAAUUCCAGCGUUACUUGGCUGGAUAUUAAUAGCAACUGCAACCGACAUUCACAUGAUCUAUGCCGGAAGAUUUUUUGUUGGACUUGGAUCCGGUAUGGUGGGUGCACCAGCUCGAGUCUAUGCUAGCGAAGUGACUCAACCACAUCUUAGAGGAAUGUUAACAGCAAUGUCAAGCGUUGGUGUCAGUACGGGUGUUCUGAUAGAAUACGCUCUAGGAAGCCUUCUCUCAUGGAAUCUUUGCGCAGCCAUCAGUGGAAUUCUUCCACUUGCUGCUUUAUUACUAAUGUUCAUUUUUCCUGAAACUCCGUCUUAUCUAAUUUCUCGAAAUAGACCGGAUAAAGCGAGAAAAGCUUUGCAACAAUUCCGUGAUAAUAACUAUAACAUUGAUCAAGAAAUGGAAGUGUUAGAAGAAUUCUCCAAUAAGAAUAAUCUCAAACGAUUAACUGGAUUACGUGAAAUUGUUAGCGCACUUCUUAAACCUAAUGCUCUUAAGCCGUAUGCUUUGCUCUUUAUAUAUUUUUUGAUUUACCAAUUUUCUGGUACGAAUGUGAUAACAUUUUACGCGGUUGAAAUUUUUAACGAUUCCGGAACAACGAUAAAUAAGUAUUUGGCAGCAGUCAUUUUGGGAAUAGUAAGAUUAAUAUCUACGAUAGUUGCUUGUAUUGCGUGCAGACGUUGUGGUAGAAGAUUACUUACUAUGGUGUCGUCUGUGGGUUGUGGUUUGUCUAUGAUUGGAUUAGGUGGCUAUAUGUGGUUAAAGGAAUAUUGGGUAAUAAAUCAAUUACCAUUCAUGGCUACGUGGAUACCACUUUUCUGUAUAUUUUCAUAUACAAUCACAUGUACUCUUGGAUUUUUAGUCAUUCCUUGGAUAAUGAUCGGAGAAGUAUAUCCCGUACAAGUCCGAGGUAUUAUAGGUGGCUUAACGACAAUGACCGCCCAUUCUUUUAUCUUUAUAGUUGUUAAAACGUAUCCUUUCUUUGUUAGUGCGUUCACGAGUCAUGGUACUUUUAUUUUUUAUGGUUGUAUUUCAUUAUUUGGUACAAUAUACUUUUACAUAUGUCUCCCCGAAACCAAAGGUAAAACUCUUCAAGAAAUAGAAGAUUACUUCUCUGGAAGGAGCAAUAGUUUGUAUACUGGAAAAAUACGUAACAAUCCACAAGUAUUAGAAAUUAAAAAGGGGCAGGUUUUGCCUUGAUAUUGUUGAUAAAUUUCAUUUUCUAAGAAUAAUGUUUAUGUGUAUGUAAAGAUUCUGCAAUUAUUCUGUCAUAUGAUGCCAAUGACUAUUUAAACUUGUACAUUUCUGUUUCUCUCUUGUUUUAUUUUUCUCUUGUUUUCUUAUUUUUUAACAAAUUCAGAUGAUACUACGAAAAGUUGACUUAAUUACUUAGUAUCAAGUACCUUAUAUUUCAACUGUGAUCCAUUUUUUCCACCAAUCGUUCUAGAAACUUCUUAGAAUAACUAAAUCUGUCAUUUAUAGCCUUUUUUAGAGAAUAAUAUGAUAUUUCAAUUUCAUAGGGAUUAUAUUUAAAAUCCUCAUUUGUUCUUGAUAUUUGAAUUGCCUUUUCAAUGGCAUCACAUAUGUUCAUCUUAUUCAUUAAUAUUGUACACAUGUAUACAUAUAUAUAAUUUAUUUUAGUUUUAUUUUAUUAAUUUUCUAAAUCAUGAAUUAUUUUACAGCACUUGUAUAUCUUACUCAAGUAAAUAUGACUAUUUUAUUAUUUAAUCUUUUGGAAAUUUUUCAUAAACAAAUUAAAAUGAUUUAACAAAUAUGAUAUAUAAAGAAAAAAAUGAUGUCCAAUGUUAUUUAUUAUUAUAGACGAUCGAUAUAACUUUGAUAAAAAAAAUAAACAAAAAGUGAAAAAUGAAUACUUUUAAAAAAUUAUAAGGGGCAAUUGCAGCAUCUAAAAGACUUAAACAAAUCUAGCCACAAUGACUUAUGUAUUUUAGAUAGGAUAAUAAAUUUUUUAGAUUUAUAUGUUAUACAUACUCGUUGAUAAGAACAGAUACAGAUAUAUUUAUUAGAAUCAAUAUCACAAAUCUGUACAGUUAAAUACAAAAUAAUACUUUAAUUAUGCUAUAAAUAUUUUUUAAUAUAAUAUAUGUAAUAUUUUAACAUUUUUGUAAAUGCGUACAACAGAAUUACUCAGGCAUAUGAUUUAUUAAAAAAAAAAAUAUAUAAUAAUAAUAACAAUGCCUUUGAAAGUACAUUUACCAUUAUUUCUAAUAAACAUAUUCCUAUGUACAUUAUCGGUUGUACAAUUAAACAAAAGGUGCUAUUAAUUGUAUAUGAUAUAGUAUUAUUUUAUAUUAUAAUGCUUGUAUAUAAAUAACUAAUGACCGUGCAA
Molecule: messenger RNA, 3533 nt
Organism: Vespa velutina
Lineage: Eukaryota; Metazoa; Arthropoda; Insecta; Hymenoptera; Vespidae
Product: facilitated trehalose transporter Tret1-like
Exons: 3
Coding region: 773-2383 (536 amino acids)
Biological process (GO): carbohydrate transport; transmembrane transport
Cellular component (GO): membrane
Molecular function (GO): sugar transmembrane transporter activity
Source: RefSeq, a predicted model, not a curated record